This is a messenger RNA of Ochotona curzoniae (black-lipped pika), 1128 nucleotides long. RefSeq names its product platelet derived growth factor receptor like (gene PDGFRL). The record is from RefSeq and is a predicted model, not a curated record. The transcript is spliced from 6 exons. The coding region runs from base 1 to 1128 and encodes 375 amino acids. Lineage: Eukaryota; Metazoa; Chordata; Mammalia; Lagomorpha; Ochotonidae.
AUGAAGGUUUGGCUGUUGCUGGGCUUCCUGCUGGUGCAUCAAGCCCUGGACAAUGUGGCAGGCCAACACCCUCCAAAGAACAAGCGUCCAAAGGAACCAGGAGAGAACAGAAUCAAACCGAGCAACAAAAAAGUGAAGCCUAAAGUGCCUAAAAUAAAAGACAGGGACUCAGCUGAUUCAGCCCUGAAGACGCAGUCCAUCAUGAUGCAAGUGAUGGAGAAGGGUCACUUCCAGAGACCUGCAGCCACCUUGAGCCUGACGGCAGGGCAAGCCCUGGAGCUCCGCUGCAAAGGGAGCAAGAUUGAGUGGAGCUACCCUGCCUAUCUGGACACCUUCAAGGACUCGCGCCUCAGUGUCAAGCAGCAUGAGCGCUAUGGCCAGCUGACCCUGGUCAACUCCACCGCAGCCGACACUGGGGAGUUCAGCUGCUGGGGGCAGCUCUGCGACGGCGACAUCUGCAGGAGGGACGAGGCCAAGAAGGGCUCCACCUACAUCCUCUUCCCAGAGAAAGGAGAACUCUUUGUGCCUUCUUCCAGCUACUUCGAGGUUGUCUACCUGAACCCAGACAGGCAGGCUGUGGUUCCUUGUCGAGUGACUGUGCUGUCUGCCAAGGUCACGCUCCACAGUGAGUUCCCCGCCAAGGAGAUCCCAGCCAACGGGUCAGACAUUAUUUAUGACCUGAAGAGGGGCUUUGUGUAUCUGCAACCCCAUUCUGACCACCAAGGGGUGGUCUAUUGCAAGGCUGAAGCCGGAGGCAAGUCUCAGAUCUCCGUGAAGUACCAACUGCUCUAUGCGGAGGUUCCCAGCGGCCCUCCGUCGACCACCAUCCUGGCGUCAUCCAACAAAGUGAAAGGUGGGGACAACAUCAGUGUGCUCUGCACAGUGUUGGGGGAGCCUGACGUGGAGGUGGAAUUCAGGUGGAUCUUCCCAGGGCAGAAGGAUGAGAGGCCAGUGACAAUUCAAGACACCUGGAGGCUGGUUCACAGAGGCCUGGGCCACACCACCAGGAUCUCGCAGAGUGUCAUCACAGUGGAAGACUUCGAGACCAUUGAUGCAGGGUACUACAUCUGUACUGCUCAGAAUCCUCAAGGACAGACGACGGUGGCUACCACGGUUGAGUUUUCCUGA